AUGGGACCCAGUACUAAGGCCAUACCACACCACUCCACGCACUCUUUUGCGGAAGCUAUGAGCUGGACAACCUUCUUAUAUUCACCCGGCCCAGCUCCAUACGCCAACCCAUCUCGCCCUCUCAUAACCGAUGGCUCUCAUUCUAGCUUCUCCACCAACAAUCAACCGGUCUGCCAGACCAGACCCGCACUGUAAGCAAGCACGCUGCUCUUCUGGUCUCUCCUCACUGCAGCAACUGUCUGAACAAGCUUAUCAUCCGGCCAUCCCCCAUUGGCUGCACUGCAGAUUUGUCAGUCUGAACCUCUUUCUCCUUUCCGUUCAUCAAUGAAGUGGAGAUUGAGGGGGUUUUUGAUCGGUGCCUCCCUCCCCUUCUCAAUCUCAAUCUCAGUGGUGGCUAAAGGUGCAGAGCAGAGAGAGAGGGACCUCCAAACUCUCUCGUACACUUACAGUACUGUAUUUGCUUUCGAUGGACUGCUCUCAAUAGAUGGAGAGAAGCCAAAUACAGUUAACAAUGGGACCGACCAACGAGCGUAGCCCGACUGACAGAGGAUGGGGUCUGUAAAUGUCUCCAGGCCUCGCUUGGUUCAGUUGCCGGCUGCUUGGGGCUUGCACUGUCUGCAGUCAAAAUUAAUCAAGUUUGUGUUCGCUUGCUGCUUCUUCUUCGUUCCGCUUAGCAGACUGAAUCAAUGAUGUGUUCGCUCUUCAUGAUUAUCUUCUGAACCACAGCCAUUAGCCCCACGGUGCUGAAGCUGGUUGGGUUCAGCGACGGGCGACCUUUUCCAAUCCACGAACCACUGAUGUCAUUUCAAGGCAGUGUUUGGAACUCCGUUUGCAAUUGAUGUUCUCCAUACUAUGGCAGCUGGAUUGUGGCACGGAGAACUUCCUGGAUUGUGCUCUCUUCAUCAUCCGAAACGGCGGGUUUCCUCUUUUCUACCUUGCUUGCGGUGAUGGAGCGAAGGCGAGUAAGAACGCCAAGAUGUGCCUAAUAACGUUUAACCGAAUAUCGGAAAAGCCUUUUAAUUAGUCCCUUGGAGCGUGACGUCAGAUCACAUGUCCUCCACCAAUCGGAAGGCCAGGGAAAGUACACCAAUCGGAGCUUACCAAAUUUUCCCUGAAUUUGCAGGCUCUAGUAUGAAGAACAUAUGUUAUGUUCUUCACUUAUUGAGCACUCAUGUCUCUUUGUCGCUCUUCGAAAUCACAUGACCAUUUAUUAGAAGGUCAUGGCUCCGCAAUCCAGUCUUUAAAUAGAGAAGAAAAAUACAGAGAAAAAGAAGACUAAUGUCAUGGCCAUGCUUUCUUAGCCGAAGAAGUCAAAGAAGAUAUUGCAAAAGUUUGAUGUAACGUUUUCCCACAUAAAUGAAAGAUUUGAACGAUG
This is a messenger RNA of Marchantia polymorpha subsp. ruderalis, 1375 nucleotides long. Lineage: Eukaryota; Viridiplantae; Streptophyta; Marchantiopsida; Marchantiales; Marchantiaceae. The record is from the annotation of a GenBank genome assembly.